AUGAACCAAAUCAAGCAGAUCCACGCCCACUCCCUCCGGCAUGGCAUCGACUACAUCCAACUCCUCGUUUUGAAGCUCCUCCAAAUCCCCAACAUCCCCUACGCCCGCUCCCUCCUCGACUCCAACCCCACUCCCCCCUCCACCUUCCUCUAUAACAAGCUCCUCCAGACCUACGCUGCCCGCGGCCCCUUCGACCAAUGCCUCGCCCUCUUCGCCCGCAUGCGCCGCCGCCCGCUCCACCACCCACCCAACCUCCACUCCUUCGUCUUCCUCUUCUCCGCCUGCGCCUCCUUCGCCCGCCCCGCCCACGGCCGCGCCCUCCACGCCGACUUCGUCAAGUCCGGCUUCACCUUCGACGCCUUCGUGGCGACCUCUCUCCUCGACAUGUACGCCAAGGCCGGCCUCCUCGCGUCCGCCCGCCGCCUGUUCGACGAAAUGCCCCACAGAGACGUUGCUCUCUGGAACUCCAUGAUUGGUGGCUACGCUAAGUGCGGCGAGCUCGCAAAAGCAAAGGAGCUCUUCGACAUGAUGCCUCUUAGAAAUGUGAUCUCGUGGACGUCGAUGAUCUCUGGCUACUCCCAGAACGGGAAGUAUGAGGAGGCUAUCGAGGUGUUUGUUAGGAUGUGGGAGGAGGGGGAAGUGAGGCCGAAUGAGGUGACGCUUGCGAGCGUCCUUCCUGCUUGUGCGAACCUUGGGGCGAUGGGGUUGGGGGAGAGGAUUGAUGUGUAUGCGAGGGAGAAUGGGCUCAUUGGGAACGUGUUUGUGAGCAAUGCUUUAGUGGAGAUGUAUGCCAAGUGCGGGAACAUCGAGCGGGCAAGAUGGGUGUUUGAUGAGUUGGGUGAGCGGAGGAAUUUGUGCUCGUGGAAUUCGAUGAUCAUGGGGUUGGCGGUGCAUGGAAGGUGGAGAGAAUGUCUUGAGCUUUUCCAUGGGAUGAGGGCAAGAGGAAUUGUCCCUGAUGAUAUUACAUUCGUCGGUGUUCUAUUAGCUUGCAUUCAUGGAGGACUGGUAGCAGAGGGGCAGCAUUUCUUUGAAUCCAUGGAGAAAGAGUUUUCUCUUGCUCCUAAACUAGAACACUACGGUUGCAUGGUUGAUCUACUGGGUCGAGCUGGACUUCUAAAAGAAGCAUACAGUCUGAUAACCAAUAUGCCAAUGGAACCAGAUUCAGUGAUAUGGGGAGCUCUACUGGGAGCCUGCAGUUUCCAUGGUGAGGUCCAAUUGGCAGAAACAGCAGUGGAGUUCCUCUUUAAGCUUGAGCCAUGGAACCCAGGGAACCAUGUGAUUCUUUCCAACAUAUAUGCUUCGUCAGGCAGGUGGGAUUGUGUUGCUAAAGUAUGGAAGCUGAUGAAAGGGAAGCAACAUAAGAAAUCAGCUGGAUAUAGCUUUAUUGAGUUAGGAGGUAGCAUGCAUAAGUUCCUUGUGGAGGAUAAAUCCCAUCCUAGAUUUAAAGAGAUUUAUGCGUUGUUGGAUGAGAUUACAGCAAUUAUGAAGCUUCUUGGUUAUGUUCCCAAUUUGGAUCUCCAGGUUGAAAGCUGAGCAAUCUGUUCAUCUUGAUGGACUUUGCAAUGCAGGGCUGAAGAUGCUUGAAGAAUGCCUGUCAUGUUGUUGCAUUAGAAAUAAAUGAGUUUCUGUAAUUUUGCACAUGAUGGCAUGCCUGAAUCCAACUGACAGUGUUGUGUUUUAAUCUCACCGGAGCUUGACACAUCACAUGCACAUUGUAACAAAAGAGGAAACAGUAUUUGAUGGAUGUCUGUGAUUUUACCAACGGUUGAAACAAAAAUGAAGGUCGGAUGUCAAGAGUGAAGGUUUUCUUUAAGAGAAGUGCAAGAGCUGUGUGCCUGUCCAAAUUGUUAAGACGGAUAAACGAAGAGCCUCCCAGGAUUUUCUGGUUAUAUAUGACAAUAUAUGUCUGCUGGAGAAACCAAUGCAGAAGAAUGCAUGUAGAUUUUAAAUGAAUGGGCUCAUGAAGCUACAGGAAUCUUAUUGGUGAGUAGAGUUAUACAGAUUUUAGAUUUUGGCCUCGUCAGACCUGUUUUUUUAAAUCUGUAGGAUCAUUGGUGAAUCCUAACAAUAGUGAAAGAUAGCAGAUAGCAAGUUCAUGAUUUUGCAAGAAGCUUAAAGACCCUUAUUGAUGUACAAAUCUCAAGCCAUUGUUGUAUUGAGAGCUCCAUGGAGGUCUUCAUCUGAUAACCUCCUUAUGUAUUUAUAGAAAAACUCCCUGCAAGCUUCUUUCAUGGAUGAUCUCUUGGUAGUUUUCUCCAACUU
Messenger RNA from Elaeis guineensis (African oil palm), 2262 nucleotides. RefSeq names its product pentatricopeptide repeat-containing protein At5g08510. Gene Ontology annotation, biological process: RNA modification. Gene Ontology annotation, molecular function: protein binding; RNA binding. Lineage: Eukaryota; Viridiplantae; Streptophyta; Magnoliopsida; Arecales; Arecaceae. The record is from RefSeq and is a predicted model, not a curated record.